AAACAUGACCGUUGGGAUUCAAAUUCAAAGGUUGUGCUAAACCGGCUACUAGAAGAGAAAAAUCAAAACCAAAAAAGCAAAACUAAAAUCUGGGAAGCGAGAAGGAAGAAGCCAUGAGAACCGUUUUUCUGCAAUCGAAGUCAAAAUCCAGCACACCAUCAUCGGAUGAAGAUAACAACAGCUGCUACUUCCCCGGUUGCAAGAAAGAUGCAAAUUGCAACUGCGAAAUGUGUUUGGCCAGCAUCAAUGCCACCCUCGAUCUCAUGCCCAACAGCGUCCACAAAAGCACCCUCACCAAGCUCUCUGCUUCCAAACCCAACGUUGAGCGCACCCCAAUUUCUUUUGAUGCUUCUAUUCUGUCCACACCCAGAUCCAGUGAGUUUCAGCUAUCUUCAUCCACUCCUCUCUCCAACUCAAGAGCCAGAUCAGACUUGAGCCAGAAAAUGGAGAAGCACAAGAAGGGACAACAAGCCUCUGGUUUCAGUUUCUUGAGGUUGAUGCUCUUUUUUGGAUUCUUCUUGUCUGCGGACCUUGUUUUUCCCUUGGUGGUUUCUGGGGUUCUUCAGCCUGCUUUGUCACCGGAUGCGGUAAAAAGGGUCGGUGAGAAAUGUAGCCUUGUGCGUGAUUUGAAUGGAAAGUUGAGGCUUUUGCAGAAAGAGUUGGCAACUGUUGUCGGGGAAGUUUCAAAUUGCAGCUUCACUGAUACCUUGUGGGAAAUCAGCCAGGAUGGUUUGCUAUUGAAUUCAAGGUGCACACUGUACAAAUCAGCAAUAGAAGAGGUAACAAUCUGGGGAUGGCCUUUGCAAACAGCAGGAUUGCUCACAAAUGGGUUCUCUUCUCGAACAUUCACUCUCUUAUCAGGAAGAGUCACUCAGUGGAAUGGUGGACAAGUUGGCUAUUUGAUUCGGAGGGCUAAUGCUUCAUGGGUGCAACCAAAAUGGGGUGCUUCCGCAGUGCAAUUAGACCCCAACACUUGGGUUCUUGAAUAUCAGAGGAGUUAUAUUUUUGAUGGUACGAGGUUGUAUUCUGCAGCAUUGGAGUUCCUCAAAUAUAGGAUUUCAAGAAUUGUUGCCAGGCUGAAGAAAGAUUUCUGGCUGUUUGUCGCAUUUGAAGAUAAACAGUACAAUGGAUUCACAGUAAACAAUGGACCUCAAAUCCCAACUUGAACGAAUGGUAGAUUUUGGAGUUAAUCUUGCUCAAUCAGCAUAUUCCUGCCCUCAUCUCUUGUGAGGAGCUCCAUUUUCUUUUGUUUAGGUUCUCUAGUUGGAUUUAUCCUUUAAUUUUGGAUAUUUAUUUGUAUAGGAUUUGACUAUCCGAAUUUGACCUGCCAUGCUAUAAUACAUUUGAAUAUACAAGUAAAUGUGAUUGACUUUUCCAUUAUGAAACAAAUAGAAAGGUUGGACCUUUGAGAACAAGCAACAAGAAACAUCAAAGUUGUUUCUUGGUGCACCUCCUUAAGAUUUUAGUCGUUGAAUAUGUUAGAUAAUAAAUUAAUGACAGGACUUGAUGAAGUUAA
This is a messenger RNA of Glycine soja, 1516 nucleotides long. RefSeq lists its product as uncharacterized. Gene Ontology annotation, cellular component: endoplasmic reticulum. NCBI's taxonomy places the organism in Eukaryota, Viridiplantae, Streptophyta, Magnoliopsida, Fabales, Fabaceae. Bases 114 to 1166 code for a protein of 350 amino acids. The record is from RefSeq and is a predicted model, not a curated record. The transcript has 3 exons.